This is a messenger RNA of Drosophila arizonae, 4447 nucleotides long. RefSeq names its product transcription factor pangolin (gene pan). Lineage: Eukaryota; Metazoa; Arthropoda; Insecta; Diptera; Drosophilidae. Gene Ontology annotation, molecular function: DNA-binding transcription factor activity, RNA polymerase II-specific; RNA polymerase II cis-regulatory region sequence-specific DNA binding. The record is from RefSeq and is a predicted model, not a curated record. Gene Ontology annotation, cellular component: chromatin; beta-catenin-TCF complex. Gene Ontology annotation, biological process: regulation of transcription by RNA polymerase II; canonical Wnt signaling pathway.
GAAAUCGAACUCGAACGAAGCCCAAAAAAUAAGAAUUCAAUGAAAAAGUAUGCGAAUCUAAAUGCCGGAGUUGUUAAUAUCGGCCGCGCGAAUGACGAGAGUGGACGAGUGCUAAAAAUGAGUGAAAGUAAUAAGUAGUGAGAAACUCGAAGACGCACUGAUUGAGUCACUGUUACCUUGUAUACAAUGAAGAAUUCCAGAGGCGGAUUAUCUCCGACUAAAGAGAUAACUACUAACACUUAUAGGCGAGCAGUGCAAUUGAAUGGCAACGAAGUGCCCGAUGAAAAUAAGGAGCCAAAGGAGUUUUGCAUGCCGAUUGGCAAUAUGAUAAACGAUUCGAUCUCACAAUCAUCUUCAACAACAUCGUCAUCRUCAUCAUCAUCUUCAACAUCAACGUCAACAACGUCAACUCAGCCGCAUGGCGAGCUAUUGCCGAAAGCCAACUCUGAAUCAGUAGAGCAUAUUUUCAAUGCACCAACGUCAAGUAAUGCUGUCCCUGUAUUGCCAACGACAGCAACAGCCAAUUUGAUGUCUGAAAUUUUGUUGAGACAACAGCAACAUGAUAUGCUUCAGCAUUGGUCCAAAAUGGAGGAGCGAGAUCAGUUAGAGGGCAGUUGCAAUAAUCGUGACUCAAUAUUGGCUCAUUGCAUAUACAAUAGAAAUAAAUCGACACAAAGGCAGCAGCAGCAGCAACAACAACAACAACAACAACAACAACAACAACAACAAUUGCUGGCAACACAAUUACUAUAUGCACAAUUUUUGCAACAGCCUCAUUUGUCCUUGGAUGUUCAUCAGGAGCUCCAGCGAGAGCGUAGGCUACAAAUUUUUGAAUAUUCGGGUUUAACGAAAUCGGAGCCAAAAGMUAUCCCAUUAGCAACGCCAUUGCCAUUGCCAUUGUCAACGGCAAUAUCGCAUGACAACAAUAACAAUAAUCGAAAUGGAGUCGUUGAGCAACGGGGCAGCAGAUGUAUGUCAGGCAAGCGAAGGUCAUCACGAAACAGCGCAACCGAUUCAAAGGUUUAUUUUUUUCGAGAGCAGAAGAAUGUGUUGUUCGAUGUCAAGAAGGGACUAGAGCAGCUGACAUUACUUUGCAGUCAAUUUCAGCUAAGUCUCAUGCAACCAUCAUCGACGGCACAGACAGCUAUUGAUGAAGACAACAACAACACAGCAACCAGCGCGUCCGCCGUGUCACUUGAACUAACCGUGCAGCGCGAGUUAGAGAGCAAUCGAAUGAAGAUCGAUGGCAUGCUGAGUCAAGUGCGUAAGCUCUAUCAUCAGUGGAGCAGUGCCGAGCUCUACUAUCUACGCAGUCUGCAGCGCUUGGGCCUGCAUCCGGAUAGCAGAACGAUAAACAGCAGCCAGUCGCCAACGCACAAUGUGAUGGCUUUGGCUGCGAUUGCGUUAUCAGCUGAGUGUGAUACAGCGUCAAAUAGCAAAGCCGAUGUGGAGAGCAUCCACAAGCAGGAGAACUGCAACAGUAAGCCUGAGACAAUUUCGUCGGAGAAUCGGCGUACGCUACAAGAUAUUGAAAAUAUUAUUAUACAGCAAGCAGCCGCAUCCGCAGGAACUGCAGCAUCUGGCACUACCCAACAAACAAAGCUAUCCAAUUCCAGAUACGAGAGUGCCGAAAGCAGCAACAGCGACGACGAUGACGAGCUCGAUGAAGAUUGUUCAUCCUCACCUGCUUGUAUCUGGCACUCGAAGCACAACGCGCACCCGGCUGAGACAAAUGUUGUUGAUGCAGCCGAAAUACUGUUAGAGUAUACUUCGCUGUCAACAGUGCAGGCAAAAAUGAAUGCCCGAAUUGAUGCUGCGCCUGCGUCUACUCCUGCAACUUCAACUGCUUCUCUUUCGAAUACCUCCGUCUUAAAUCUAAUGCCCAGUAGCCAGCGCGGCUCGCUCAUUCGAGAGUCAGUGUCAAGCUGCGGCAGCGAUCCAGCCUAUUUGGCCGACAUACAAUUCCCACCCACACCAGCCACGCCGCCGACCAGCAGUAAUAGCAGCUGUUCAACAGUCACUGGAGGACCACUUCCACUCAAGUGCUCGAGUGCCACUCUGGCACCGGCUAAUACUAGUAGCAGUAGCAAUAGUGCCAAAUACCAUCAUCGGCGCAAGUCACGCUAUGCACGCCGCAUUGCAACUCCUACGAGUCAGUUGGACUAUCAGUCAAGCAAAGAGUUGAACGGUAACGCGUAUCAAAUCAGUUCGCCAUCAAUGUCUUCAUCUGUUGCAUCAUCCGCCACAUCUUUACCUCCGGGGUCAUCGGCGGCAGCAAUAGCAGCAGCAGCCCUUCAGGAUAGGCAUUCGCCAGCAGCAGCUGUUGCAGCUGUUACAGCUAUGCAGGAAAGAGCCCUAAGCGAUAUUUUUAAGGCACAGUUUGACGCUCUUACUUCGGCUGCUGGAGCUGGAGCUGGAUCUCGAGCUGGAGGUAGAAUUGGAGCGGGGACUGGAGCUUCAUCGGAAGGUGUGCUAAAUGAAAACUGUGAUGGGUUAUCCACUAUGCCUAUGUCUGAUGCGCCCUACGAUUUAAGCAUUGGAAACAGGCUAAACAAAAUAAACUUGGAUACGAAAGGCUCCUCAAAUUCGCAAGCUAACGACUGUAAAGAUAGUUCAAAUGAUAAAAAAAAACCACAUAUCAAGAAACCAUUAAAUGCAUUUAUGCUAUAUAUGAAGGAAAUGCGAGCCAAAGUAGUCGCUGAAUGUACACUCAAAGAGUCAGCGGCGAUAAAUCAAAUAUUGGGUCGGCGGUGGCACGAACUUUCCCGCGAAGAACAAAGCAAAUAUUAUGAAAAAGCGCGACAAGAGCGCCAAUUACAUAUGGAAUUGUAUCCAGGUUGGAGCGCUAGAGAUAACUACGGUUACGUUUCAAAAAAGAAAAAGCGUAAAAAAGACAGAUCGACUUCGGAUUCGGGAGGCAACAAUAUGAAAAAGUGUCGAGCACGCUUUGGACUGGAUCAGCAGAAUCAGUGGUGCAAGCCCUGCAGACGUAAAAAGAAAUGCAUUCGCUAUAUGGAGGCACUGCAUGGAGACGGCCAUGAGGAAGGCAGCGGCAUGGACGACACUGGAAAUCUGAGCCAGCUGAGCGAUGAUGAUGACGAUGACGAUGAGGACCUACUGGUGAGCGGUGGCGCCGGAAUUGGAAGCUCGGGUAGCGGCGAUGAAAUGAUCGAUAUGAAUCAGGAUAAGCUCGCCGACAAUGAGGACACUGAGUCAAUGAGUCAAUCGCUGUCAAGUCCCGGAUGUCUGAGUGGGCUCUCCAGCCUACAGAGUCCGUCAACAACGACGAGCUUGGCCAGUCCACUUAAUAUGAAUAUGUUAACUAGUCCAAUGACGCCCGUCAUCAACACCACCACCAACACGAGCAACAACAAUAGCAAUGUUGGUCCACUUUCUGUUAUUAACAGCAGUAGUACGGAGCAACAGACGUCGUCGGCGAGCAGUCAGUUGUUAAUAUCUGCGUCUGGAUCUGGAUCUAUAUCCGGUUCCGGUACAGGUACAGGUUCAGGUUUAGGUUCCGGUACAGGUUCAGGUUUAGGUUCAGUCUCCAGUUCCAGUAUCGGCUCAACAUGUAGCAUUAGUAACAGCACACCGAAUACCUCUAGCACUGUUUCAUCAUCGAUUGCUGCGACACCGAACUCUGCCAAUGAGCGCGCCAUGAUGCUUCGCAACCGGUUCAGCCAUUUAGGCAUGGGCCUGAAUCCGGAUCAACUUUUCCCAGCUGUAUCUGCAACUGUCAGCAGCAGCCCCAGUACUAUUACAGCUAUCUCUUUGGCAACGAAUAGCUUCAACUGUUACAGUAACGCGGGCAUGAAGGCAACGUCGGUGACGAUUGCUGCUGCUACACCUGCAUCAGUAUCGGUAUCGGGACCCAUAUCGGUAUCGGCACCAGCGUCUACACCUCCAUCGCUACCUGCAAUAAGCCUACAUCGCAAUCCGAUUGGCGCCAAUCCGCGUGACAUUAACAAUCCUCUAAGCAUCAAUCAACUGACUAAGCGCCGCGAGGACAACAAUGUUGCACUGCUCGAAACUCAAUCGGUCUCAGCGGCUUUGGCUCACAAUCCUUACACGCACUCACAUUCGCCACAUCCACACCCACAGCCACACUCACAGCCACCACCACUUACCCACCCGCAUCUACACCCGCAUGUGGAUCAGCACCCGCACCCUCAUCCACAUCCACAUCCACAUCAUUCGCUCUUUAGUAGUAGUAGCUUUAGUCAACACUUCCAGCAACGGUUAAGCAAUCAUCUAGCAGCCACAAACAGCAGCAGACUAAGCAACAGCAGCAACAUUAACAUUGGUCCAGUCGCCCAGUCGUCCAGUGACGCCCCCACUUUAAGUAUAAAGCGUCGCAACACAUCCGAUCCGCCACCAGCGACUGGCAAUAGCGCGACACCCACCUCAACUGAAACUGGAGCAAUAAGCGUUUCGUAGCAGUCUAGCA